Messenger RNA from Closterium sp. Naga37s-1, 4809 nucleotides. The record is from the annotation of a GenBank genome assembly. NCBI's taxonomy places the organism in Eukaryota, Viridiplantae, Streptophyta, Zygnematophyceae, Desmidiales, Closteriaceae.
AUGGAUGAGCUUAAAUCCUGGCUCUCGCGCCUCCCUGCCCCCACCGACUUGGUCAUUCUCAUUGACACUCGACUCAUCCUCAGAAUCCCCAACCUUGACUUGAAAUUCCGUCCUCACGCCUCUGCCCACGCCCCGGCGCUGCUCUCGACUGACAGCGCUACCGGGAGGCCCACUCUCAUCGGAGGCAUUUCCAUCCUCUCUUUCAACAAGGCCAUCUCACUGUCAUCCCCGCUCCCCUCUGCAGACGGCAGGCUUAUCACGGUACAUCUCAACUACCUCCGUGAGCAAAUCCGCCUCAUUGCCAUAUACGCGCCCACACAAUUCUACGAGCGUCGAAUAUGGUGGACCACCAUGCUCGUUCCGGCACUGGAAACCCCCACCGCUGCAUCCGCGACCAUGCUCGCCGGAGACUUCAACUCUGUUAUCCUUCCCAUUGACAGAAACCGUCCCCUCAAAGAUUACGAAUGCCGAGAAGGAGCCUCAUUUGCCAAGCUCAUGGACAACCACGCGCUGGUCGACACUUUCCGUGAACUCUCCCCCUUACCCACCGACGUCUUCUCCUUUUAUGGCAGGCAACGCUUAAACUCAGCGACCCCGCCCACAUCCUCCCGCCUUGACAGAAUUUACAUUUCCCGAGCCUUCCUUCCCCGUCUCGCCGCUAGUCCGUACAUGCAAACCCGCACGACAAUCACAGAUCACCUGUAUGCCCCUCUCUGCUCGCUGGGUUUCACCAACCCCACGGUCGCCCCCCGGCCCUGGCGACUCCGCCAACAUCUCCUCAUGCGCCCCCGCGCUGCACAAAUCAUCGAUGCCUCCCUUGCAGCCUUCCCCUCCUCCCCUUCCCCCGACUCGUGGGACAGGUGGAAGCUCGACCUCACCCUUAACUUCAAAAGAUUCUCCAACCUGGAGAGACACCGCGUCGACAGCACGAUCGCGUAUCUGGAGCGCACCAUUGGCUCACUACAGUCGCAAGCAGCGUAUACGCCUCUGGACCAGAACGAAUCCUCCCGCCUAAGCCAAGCACGGCUCCACCUGGCCAGAUACGAAGCCUCGAAAGCCUCCGAAAUUGCGCUCAAGGCCAAGCUGAAAGUUGAAGGGCACAGAGAAAUGGGAGUCUCCUCCCUCCUCUCCGGACUCAACUCGCGCAUCAAAGGCUCGAUCAUCAACUCCCUCACCCUACCCAAUGGGCAGACAACCUCGGACCUACCCACCAUGACCAACGUGUGUUCUAGCUUCUUCCGAACCCUCUACAGUGGAUGCAACCCCGCCACCCCUAACCCAUCUUUCUGGCAACAUAUCCCUCCCUCAUCCAUCCCGAACCCCUUACUCUGCCGUCUCGGCGCCCCCCUCUCCCUAGCCGAAAUCGGGAAAGCACUCCUCUCUCUCACACGGGGAAAAACCCCUGGCCCAGACGGCCUCCCUGGGGAGCUUUUCCGACAAUUCUCCCCUCGAUUCGCACCGGCCUUCCACUCCCUGCUCUCACCACCACAGCCACUUUCCAGCCUCCCUCCGUCCAUGCUGACCGGACGAACUGUCCUUAUCCCAAAAAGAGGGGACUCUUCGCUAGUGGAAAACCUCCGCCCCAUCACCCUGAUGAACGCUGAUUACAAGGUACUUGCGCUAUGCCUCGCUAACCGCCUUCAACUCGUCCUUCCCCAGCUCAUCCACCCAUCCCAAACUGCCUUCAUCAAGCACAGGAAAAUCGGAGACACCAUUAACGAUACCCUGGACAUCAUGGACUGGGCAGCCUUCUCCUCGUCCCCCCUUCUCGCUCUUACGGUGGACUUUCGCAAGGCCUACGACCUCGUCGACAGGUCUUUCCUCCUCCAAGCCUUAUCAGUCCUGGGGCUCCCCGCACCUUUCAUUCACUGGGUCCGGUUAAUGCACUCCGACACGUACACAUGCAUCUCGGUUAACAACAUGCUCGGUCCCACCUUCCCCGUCCGCACCGGUGUUCGACAGGGUUGCCCAUUGGCUCCCUUGCUCUUCGUUUGCGUCAUGGAGAUAUUUCAUCGCUACAUGUCCCUCUUCCUUCCCGGUUUCGCCUUGUCCUCCGCACAGCGCCGCCUCAUGGCGUGCUACGCAGAUGACGUCACUCUCUUUCUCACCUCAGAUACAGAGCUCGGUCACGUUGUAGUGCUGCUUGGCGUCUUUGGAUCGGUCUCCGGUGAAUGCAUCCUCACCGAACCUAUCGCCUUCAACCGCUCGCUCCUCAAAUCCGACAACCGGCCUUUCGGAACCCGCCAACACGAGCGCUUCCUCCUUAUAGGGCAGUUCCGCAUCGGUCACAUUGUCCGAGUCAACAGCACCCAAGUCGAUACCAUCUCUGCAGAAGAAUUUUGCUCCCUAGUCCCGGAGGAAUUCCACGACGACGCAACUCGCAUCCUCCCAGACCUCAUCAAGGCUAUCAAACCUCCAUGGUGGGCUGCCCUCCGAACCCCACACGCCUCUUCCGCCUCGCCAGGAGACUGGUUUAUGCCUACGGACGACCAUUAUUCCAUCUCUCAUCUCGCCCUCCAAGUUGUCGCCUUCAUUCCCCCCUCCUCCGUCUCGGCUACUGUCCACCACGUCUCGCCAAACAAGCGCAUCGCCCGCACCCCAGCAGACACCGGACUCUUCCGCUUACAAGACCUCGUAGAGGUGUACGUCAGGGAUUGGUGGCUCGCAGGGCCACUUCACAUAGGGGCAGGGCUAGGAGCUAGGUUAGAACUCCUACAGGACGGCACCCCCAGCAUCGCCGACAUCCGUCGUCUCCUCUACUCUGCACAACCGCUAACUCAUCACCUCCGAUGGACCCGCGACCUCACCCUUCCUCCUCCUCCUCUCCCUGGCCUUAAGGACUCAUUUCUCAGGGACCAGCCUAGCCGCCAGAGGGACAUCCUUUUCAGACUCUACACACUCACCCUCCCCUCAGGGUCACGCUUCCAGUACUUUGACGAUCGGGGGAUCUUUUCCGCCGCCUCGUUUCCCCGACUCCCCCCUUUCCCCCUUCCCCCCCAUUUUCCCCUCUCCCCUAUCCAUACUUCUCCAACCCUGCUUUUCCCUUCUCCUGACCACGCCCCUCCUUCCUGCCCGCGCGUUUCACCGCCCCUCUUCCCCUCAUUUCUUUCCCCUUCCCCCCGUCCCCCACCCCCCCCUCCUCCCCCCAUUUCCCCCGUGCUUGACUCUCCCCCUUCCACUCUCCCCCUUCCGCCCUCCUCCCUCCUCUUCCCCCCCUUCCGCUUUCCUCCUUCCGCCAUGGUUUCUCGUCCUGCCGCCGUUCCACAUCCCCGCCCUUGUGGCCUAGUUCUGAGACCAUCCGCCUGUAGCGCAGUGCCCAACUUUGCGCUGCUACAGCCGAGGCAUCUCAAAAGCGUGUCAAGAAAUGCGGGCAUGGGGUAUGACGGCGGGUGCUCUCCCCUUCCUCCCCCCAUGCCCUCCUGCCCCCCCCUCCCCCAGCCUACGCCUCGUAUGAUGGCUGGUCGGAGCAUGGGGUAUAGCAGCAGGUGUGACUGCUGGAGUGUUGACCUGAACGUGGACUGGCGCGAGCUGCAGGGCGUGCAAGGCGUGCGCAACGAGGGGUGUGGUGUGGUGCGGUGUGCUGCUUCCUCGUCCUUACUCUUGUUCGUUUUUGCUUGUGCCGCCCGCUUUUCUCCCCGCUCUCCCUGCCGGUCCCUUUCCCCCAUGGCAGAGGCAUCAUGGCCGAUCGCAGCAGAGAACGCGGUGGGAGUGAGAGUGACUGCGGCUAUGAUUGCGAUUCUUGAGACCAGAGGCAUCAUGGGGGAUGGCAGCAGUGAGCGCGGUGGAGAGGCGUCAUGGGCGAUCGCAGCAGUGAACGCGGUGGAAGUGACCAUGGCUAUGGUUGCAGACCAGCUAGAGUCGUACGACAGUGCCUUCAACAUCUCCGUGCAGCAGGUGGUGGACUGCGAGCCCAGCAGCAGCAGCUGCAAGGGCGGGUGGCCCACAUCAGCGCUGGACUACAUGGUGGAUGCCAGUAACGACCUGGGGGGGCUUGUGCCGCAGCUGCAGUACCCGUACAAGGGCAAGCAGGCCAAGUGCAACGCAGGCAAGAUCGCCACAUCGUCCACGCCACUGGGUCUGGCGCGGUACGAGCAGGUGGACUUCUAUGGGUGGAUCGGGCUGCUGCUGGCCGUGCAGGUGCAGCCGGUCAUUGCCUUUGUGCGCGGUAGCUUCCCCUCCUUCCAGAAAUACAAAUGGGGCGUCUAUGGCGAUCCCAGGUGUGCGGCAGCAGGCAUUGUGGACCAUGCAGUGCUGGUGGUGGGGUAUGCGUUCACGGGGCCAAAUGGGCAGGGCAACUGGAUCGUGCGCAACUCGUGGGGUACCAAGUGGGGCGAGCAGGGCCAUAUGAGGAUGGCUUUCGCAGGAAGCGUUGGCAUCUGCGGAAUCCAUUCCGUGCCAGCUAUUUACCCCAUCGUUCAGGUGCCAUCGCCCUGUGACUCGCCUCAGAAGCCCUGUGGGGGCGGCGUGUGUGUGCCUGAGGAGGGCGGCUACUCUUGUCAGUGUCCGGCGGGCUUUGUCAGUUUCACCAACGACGACGGCAUGCAGACGUGCGCUCCACUGGACGCAUGUGGCACGCAGGCGUCCAACCCAUGCCUCACAGGCACAUGCAUCAACGACAAUGCGGGCGGCUACUUUUGUCUUUGCCCCCCGGGAUAUGUGAAGGGCAGCCUCACACUCGGAUGGGAUACCUGCACGCCCUCCACCGACCCCCCCACGACGCUCACCUUCCCCGUGGAUGUGGACUGCCCGCUCGUCUACCAGCUCUACGGCCUCACAGAGGAGGCGUUUCUCGCUCAGAACUCCGAGCUG